AUUAGAGAAACAUUAUAUAUAUAUAUAUAUAUAGAAGGAAGAAAUUAGCUAGCUAGAAUAUAUAUAUGGAAGAAGAUGAAAAAGAAGUUGGUCCAUUAUUUGAGACAACAAUAGUUGACGGGAAAGGAAAGAAGAUAAAAAGAGUAUUUGCAACAACGGUGUUGCUAAGUAUAAUAUGGAUAUGGAUAUACAGAACAACCCAAGUGUAUUUACAUGUGACAAGCACAACAACAAGUAGUUAUUGGACUAGUAUGCUCAUCAUCAUCUUUGUAAUUGGGAUGUUUGUUUCGGAGAUAUGUUUGGGUGUGUAUUGGGUGCUGACGCAGUCGGUUCGAUGGAACCCGGCCUAUCGUCGCACCUUCAAACAAAGGCUGUCCCAAAGGUACGAAAAUAAUUUGCCAGGGGUGGACGUAUUUGUUUGCACGGCUGACCCUGUGAUUGAGCCACCAAUGAUGGUGAUCAGCACUGUUUUAUCGGUUAUGGCAUAUGACUACCCACCAGAGAAACUUGCUAUCUAUCUCUCUGAUGAUGGUGGAUCCGAACUUACCUUCUACGCUCUCAAUCAAGCAGCCCUGUUUUCCAAGCACUGGCUGCCAUACUGCCGAAACUAUAAAGUGGAGCCACUAUCUCCUGCAGCCUAUUUUAAGUCAGCGUCUCAACCAUUAACCACAACACACAUUCAAGAUUUUAUCUCCAUUCAGAAACUGUUUGUAGACAUGAAGACUCGGAUUGAAAAUGUGACUAAGAUUGGAAGAGUUCCUGAAGAAUUACGCUUAGAACAUGAAGGGUUUGCAGAAUGGAACUCGUUUACAUCUUCACGUGAUCACAAUGCCAUCAUCAAAAUUAUACUUGAUCAUAAUCAAGAUAUAGAGGGGAAAAUCCUUCCAAAGUUGGUAUAUAUAGCUAGGGAAAAGAGACCAACUCAUUUCCAUAACUUCAAAGCUGGAGCCAUGAAUACAUUGAUAAGGGUGUCUUCUAUGAUAAGCAAUGGACCGAUAAUUCUAAAUGUCGACUGUGAUAUGUACUCGAAUUGCAGUGCUACUGUAAGGGAUGCCCUUUGCUUCUUCAUGAAUGAAGAAAAAGGCCAUGAGAUUGCUUUCGUUCAGUACCCACAGUGGUUUGGAAAUCUUACAAAGAAUGAACUUUAUGGUGGUUCUCUUCGAGUAAUCCGUGAGGUUGAUUUCCAUGGUUUUGAUGGUGUUGGAGGGCCUUUAUAUGUUGGAACGAACUGCUUUCACCGGAGAGAUAUUUUGUCAGGAAAAAGUUUAAAUGAUGGAAGUAAAAUCAACUGGAAACCGGAGAAUCAUCACACUAAGAAUAUUGAAUAUACGAUUGAAAAAUUAAAGAGUCUUGCAAGCUGCACGUUUGAAACUGACACCGAAUGGGGCAAAGAGAUCGGGUUGAAAUAUGGGUGUCCAGUUGAGGAUGUGAUAACAGGCCUAUCAAUCCACUGCCGAGGUUGGAAGUCAGUUUUUUACAAUCCAAAUAAGGAGGCAUUUCUAGGUGUUGCUGCUACCACUCUUGACCAGAUCCUCGUGCAACAUAAAAGGUGGUCCGAGGGUGAUCUUUUGAUUUUGCUCUCAAAAUAUAGCCCGGCUUGGUAUGGGCUUGGAAAGAUUCAUCCUGUACAGUUGAUGGGCUAUUUGAUCUAUUGUUUAUGGUCCCCUACCUCCUUGCCAACUCUCUAUUACACCAUUGUCCCUUGCCUUAGUCUCCUAUGCGGCAUUUCACUCUUCCCUCCGGUAACAAGUGGAUGGUUUCUCCCAUUUGCAUACAUCUUACUCUUCGUCUCCAUCUUUGACUGCCUUGAAUUCCUUCAAUCUGGUGGAACCAUAAGAGGGUGGUGGAACGACCGAAGAAUCUGGACCUACAAACGAACAAGCUCAUAUCUCUUUGCAUUUCUCGACACAGUUUUGGGCUCUGACUUAUCGUUUGUAAUCAGCUCAAAAGUGGCGGAUGACGACGUUCAAGAUAGGUACAAUAAAGAAAUGAUGGAAUUUGGAGCGUCAUCUCCUUUAUCGACCACAGUUGUGACACUAUCAAUGGUCUAUUUGUUGUGCUUGGUAAAGUUCGUCAUCAGAUCAAUGUUGAUGGACACAAAAACUCGGAGAUCAUACUAUGAAACAAUGGCAUUUCAAAUCCUAGUUUGUGUUGCAUUGGUGGCACUAAACAUACCAUUGUACUCGGCUCUUUUCAUUCGUAAAGAUAAAGGGAAGAUUCCAAAUUCUGUCUCUAUGAGAUUGUCGUGGGCGGGGGUGUUGUUGGCGGUGGCGGUGAUGGCAAACGUGAGCGGAGGAGUGUUUGGGAUCAGGUUUGUGAUAGACAGAGACGAAUGCUUUUCGCAUAAAGCCGAAUACGGCUCCACGGUUCGGUUUUCUUUUGUUGUUAUUAAGGUUGAAGCUGCUUGGCAUUAUAACGAAGACGGCGUUGAUCUUGUGGUGAAAGGACCAAAGGGUGAACAAGUUCAAGAUUUUCGUGACAAAACAAGUGACAAAUCUGAUUUUGUGGCACAUAACGAAGGCCUUUAUCAAUUCUGUUUCACGAACAAAUCUCCUUACCAUGAAACUAUAGACUUUGAUGUCCAUUCUAGCCACUUCUAUGCAGAUGUUGAGCAUGCUAAAGAUGAUCAUUUCAAACCGAUUUUGGAACAGAUAUCGAAGUUAGAAGAUGCUCUAUAUAACAUUCAAUUUGAACAACAUUGGCUCGAAGCCGAGACUGACCGGCAGGCAAUGAUAAAUGAAGGAAUGGGCAAGAGGGCAAUGCACAAAGCAUUUGUGGAAUCAGCAGCUUUGAUCGGUGCAAGUGUGUUGCAGGUGUAUCUUCUUAUACGUCUGUUUGAAAGAAAGCUUGGGAUGUCUAGAGUUUAACAUGUAAUUGAUUGCAGAAUGUUUAGUGCUCUUUAAUAUGCGGACCUUUUAUUACGAGCUUAAUAUAUACACAAAAUUUGCACUUCAAACUGUAUUUCAGAAGAGGGUGUAUAAAAUAUUUAUCACCAUGUGUUUACUUCACAA
Erigeron canadensis is the source of this 3011-nucleotide messenger RNA. RefSeq names its product transmembrane emp24 domain-containing protein p24beta2-like. Bases 66 to 2867 code for a protein of 933 amino acids. The transcript has 12 exons. Gene Ontology annotation, cellular component: plasma membrane; COPII-coated ER to Golgi transport vesicle; trans-Golgi network. Gene Ontology annotation, molecular function: mannan synthase activity; cellulose synthase (UDP-forming) activity. NCBI's taxonomy places the organism in Eukaryota, Viridiplantae, Streptophyta, Magnoliopsida, Asterales, Asteraceae. The record is from RefSeq and is a predicted model, not a curated record. Gene Ontology annotation, biological process: cellulose biosynthetic process; intracellular protein transport; endoplasmic reticulum to Golgi vesicle-mediated transport.